AUGGCCCACGGCCUGAACUCUGUGCUGAAACGCGUGGGCUGCAAGGGCGAGGGCAAGGCUGGCAUCGGGUCCCGCCGCAUCUUCGCCCCACACUUCAAACUGCAAGUGCUGGACUCGUACAGGAACGACGCCGACUGCAAGGGCAACCAGCGGGCGACGGCCCGCAAGUACGGCAUCCACCGGCGCCAAAUCCAGAAGUGGCUCCAGGUGGAGGGCAACCUGCGCAGCAGCGUGGGCAAGGGCGAGCGCAGCGCCAGACAGCCUGACGACGAGGCCGCGGCCCCCGCGCCCGCGCCCCUCGAUUUCACCACGCGCGCCCGCACCCCGGACCCCGCGCCCAUGGACCUGUCGCUCAAGCGGCCCGCGCCGAGCGCACCUGCGGCCUGCCCCCCGUCCCCACUCCGCGUGCCGUCGCCGCUCGGUCUGGCCGCGCCGCACCCGGACGUAUGGGACCUCUCCACCAAGCCGCGCCAUCCGGCGCCCGCCGCCCCCAAGCCUGUCAAGUUGUUCAAGCCGUACCUGGACGACGUCGACGACGUGCCCAGGAAGCCGGACCUGCCGCCCUGCUGCAGCCAGGCGUUGGUCGGCUGCGACGCGACCUAUUACUAUAACAACAACAAUAAUGUCGUAUGCGACGUCAAGACGGAGUACGGCACGUACACGCUGCACGAGUUGCAGCCUAAGGGCGCCACGACGCCGACUACCACCACCACGACGUCCUACUAUUACGCGUUUCCGGCAGCGACGUACCAUGGCGCGGACUACGAGAUCGGCUCCUUCUGUGCCUCGUACGAUGAUCCGAACUACAUCCACAGUGCGAGCCCUCUGAAGCAGAGACACAGCUAUAGUUUGGACUUCAAACUCAGCGCUAUCGAGUGCUAUUACCAGGAUUCCGUGUGUAAAGGUAAUCAGAGGGCGGUGGCCACGAAAUACAACAUCCACCGACGGCAAGUGCAGAAAUGGUUAAAACAGGCGGACGAACUACGACAAAAAAACGAAACCAUAAAACAUACGCAAAUGGUGAGAUAG
Messenger RNA from Zophobas morio, 1029 nucleotides. RefSeq lists its product as uncharacterized. The record is from RefSeq and is a predicted model, not a curated record. The transcript has a single exon. Bases 1 to 1029 code for a protein of 342 amino acids. NCBI's taxonomy places the organism in Eukaryota, Metazoa, Arthropoda, Insecta, Coleoptera, Tenebrionidae.